GGCUGCCCAGGGUUACCAGAUUUUAAAUAAUCUUAAUCCAGUUUUGGUGUGUGGGCUGGAGGUGAAGACCGUUGACAUGUCCAGGCUGCCUCAGGUUCCAUCUUCAGCCGCCAAGCGGGGCGGGUCGCCAGGUCUCCUAGCCCGUGGCUAAGAGCCCGGUUUCCUCAAAAGCAUCGUCAUCUGUUGGGUCGAGAAGGAGCGGUUGUCUGGGCGACUCCAGGGAGGGCCGGUGGUCAAGGCUGCUGAGCACGUUUCGCGUUGUCCUGAACAGUGGCUCUGAAGUGAGUGAAAUAGGGUAAAUACCCCUGACUCAGGAAAAGGCAGAGGCAAGGAAUUGAUUUCAAGGUUAGUUUGUUUUCAGUUUUUGGACAAGCAGCCUCACGCGUAACUGCCCACCUUCUGGAGCUGUGUGCACUAAUUGUGGUUUAUUCAAGUUAUUUCGAGAUAUUUGAAUGGCUAAGAUGUCUGACAAUAAUGUUACCAACCAUAAGCUAAAUGUGGAAGCCAUAAUUAAAAAUAUUAACACAAUUUCUUUGGAGUUGAAGAAAAUGAAAGAGCUCUCCCAGUUACUGCUUUGUGACCUUACCCUAUGUUUUAGUCAUCCUGUGAAGACGGAUGAUUUAAAGGAAACAGAAAGAAACAACCCCCUCUUUGAAGAGUCUAAAAUGUCAGAUGUAUCUCUUGCUUCUAACAGUUUUUUAAUCUGAUAUUUUAUUUAUUUGUUGUGAAUUUAUAACUUUUUAUUGUUGAAUUAACACAUACCUAGGAGAAUUGAGUUUACUAAUAUAUUUAAUAUAAUAAAAAACAAAAUAAAAAUAUGUUGAGUUGUAAAGAAUCAUUUCAUGCUCUUGAAGACUGUUAUUUUCUUGUUUUAAUGUUUCAAGGAAUGGCUAAUUUAUUUCAUUAAUGGCAAGAGUAUGACAUAG
This is a messenger RNA of Globicephala melas (long-finned pilot whale), 926 nucleotides long. It is a transcript of the gene C3H5orf58, whose product is annotated as chromosome 3 C5orf58 homolog. NCBI's taxonomy places the organism in Eukaryota, Metazoa, Chordata, Mammalia, Artiodactyla, Delphinidae. The record is from RefSeq and is a predicted model, not a curated record.